UAUAAUCGCUGUGUUUAUAUGGGAUACUAAUAUGAUUCUCUCUCUGCAGCUCAGAUCAGUACGGGGGUCGCUUUAUAGUUUAGAAUGCAGAAACUUGAAACAGCUUCUACGGAAGAGAAGAACAUGAUUUUUUCCAGAAAUACUUUGCCAAGCACAAAUGUUGCUGACUGACGUUUUUGGAGAACUGUGUUAUACAGAGGUCUUCUUCGGGUACGGGACUGAGCCAGAAAAGAAGCAAUUGGCAAACCUACCCAAGGGUCAUGUAUUAACUCUGGGUCUUCACAUGUAUGGUUGCCUGGUGAUUCAGAAGGUGGUCGUGCUGAAGGUGUCCCUGCACUGCAAAGCGUGCGCUGGCAAGGGGAAGAAGCAGCUCGCCAAGAUGGAAGAGGAGCAGCAACAGCACGGGCACGGGCAGAGGAGCAGCAGCAGCAUGGGCAGAGCUCCACCGGCGCAGGGGAGAAGCUGCAGCAUGGGCAGAGCUCCACCAGCUCCACCCAGGCACGCGGCGACGACGCGCGGGGGCUCCUGAUCCUGGUCCGGAUCGUGGCGGGAGGUUCCGGCGACGGGCGGAGGAAGGUCCUGGGCGGCGGCAGCGGAGCAGGUCCUGGGCCUGGUGGGUGGCGAAUCGCGCAGCUGGGCGGCGCCGGCCCCUGGCGACGCGCGAGCGAGGGGCGGAGGAAGAAGAUGGAGUCAGGGACCUGUUUGUAACAGUCAGGCACAAGCUUUGUGUGUCGGCAGCAAGCAUCAAGUAAUUCAACCAAGGUAGUUGAGCCUGCUCCCCUCCAACCAAUCCUCGCAACCAUUUGGCGGAUGGACCAUUCAAAGUGAGAUAUUAGAGGAAACUGAACCCCAGAUCAACAUGCAAUCGGCUGUAACGGAGGUGGUUCAGUUCCAUCUAACUCUCACUUCAAGUGGCACAUGUACGCCACAUCUAUCAUAUAGGAGGUACCCCUAGAUCAUCAGGCAAAUUGACCGAAAGUGAGAUAUUGGAGAAAAACAAGCUGGAAAACAUGAGCACUUUGAGACGGAUUUCCAGUUUGCUUUCCUCCAAUACUCACUUUCAGUGCCCUGCACAACAACACCUGAAAAUAAUACUAGUGUAGCUGGGAAGUGGCGUGUUUGGUUAUGAUUCAGAAGCCAGGAGUCAGCUCUAAGCUGUGAGACUAAUGCCUGCUUCGGUUCACGGUUUUAUAGCCGUGUAGCUGCAAAAGGAGGGUCUUGGCUUUCUGUUGAGCCGGCCAGGCCUUCCUGCCCAUCGCGUGUGCUCGUCCUGCAGGUAUGAACCUUGUGCUUUUGGUUUGAGAAUCCUGGUGGUACAAGUAGAUAAGAGUAUUUUUUCACAUGGAGGCAGUGGUAUCUGAGCCUUUCUUCUCGCUCACGGCAUCCUUGGAUACCGUGAAAAGACUGAUCUAGGUUGUAAUGGAUUUUGCAUUUCAGCAACACGUUGGUUUCAAUUUCCUUUUAACAGAAGAGAUGCCUUCCACUCCAGUUUCUAUUAAAGAAACCAUCUGGUUGAGAUUACAAACCACUCCUAGUAGAAGAACUACAACCCAAGCAUCAUCAUAGCAACAUCACAAAGGCAGAAGAAACUAACACCUGAGAGCACACCAUAGCUUGUCAGGGAAGAGAACCAGACUCCAAAUGCGGAAAUGCCACAACAGGGCACACAUAUUACAGACUAGCAGAGUUUGAAACUCAUCAAACAGACUCCAGGACAACAGGUCAAAACCCAAGACACAAACUAAGACUACAGGGCAAAGCUAAAGCGAACUGUACCAUCCAGGAGUAGAAAUCAGAAGAAGCACCCCAGCAGCCACAGGAGAUGGAUCCAAAUCUAGAGAAAGUUCAGCAUCAGCCACAAAUUCUGAGCACUCAUUUGCCAUCACUGCGAGGCCUUAUAGAUCUCAUUUGUUUUUUGUUUUUGGUUUUGUUCAUACUUUCUGCCCAGUAGCCAGUACUUACCGUUUUGAUUUGUUGGGAAUCUAUCAUGCCCAUAGAUGUUCUUCAUGUACAAUUAGAUAUGGACAACUUUUUUCUGUCUAUUUACCAUUUUCUCGUACGGCUGUAUAAACCAGUACCUACUUGAAAGUGGCUUGUAUCCCACUUAUGCAAAGGUCUUUCUAAUUAAUGAAAUGCUUGGUACUAUUGAUUAGAAUAAGCCACUACAGGUGUGUUUCUAACCAGCUGUCUAACUGUACCGGUUCUUCGUUGUAGAACGGUGCUCUGUGUACAAAUAAAAUAGAUAUUUAUUGACUACAUGAGUUAUGUAUUUAGCUCGUACGUGUUAUGGGUACUGAAUUUUGCAAUCAUGAUGCGCACAAGCUAUUUCUGGUUUUGUUUGUCUCAGCGACGAACUGAAGCUGUUUUAUCAUGCUAAUAUGUGUGAAAGUGUUGCUCAUUUCCUCAUAAAGCUGCUUCAAGGUGCAAAGUGCGGGUACUAUGUCUAUGUUGCUAUAAAGCUUGAAUUUGGGCAUUUCAGUCUUCUGACAUGUGGCUUCUACUUUGCAGGCAAAUGAUGAAAGACCGGUUUGCAAAAUGUGUGGUGCAAAAGGUUUUGGAGAAUUGCGACGACCACACCUGUGAGCUGAUUCUUUCAUGUAUCAAGGUCCUCCUGAACACAGUAAAAAGAUGGGGACUAGUUACCUACCUCACACAGGACAGGAAACCUAGAGUUCUGCAGCGUGUCGAGGCAUAAGCUGUGUAAUCGGAUUAUCGGAAGCAAGCAUCAAGUAACUCAACCUGGUAACUGAGCCUGGCCCCCUCCAACCAAUCCUUGCAACCAUUUGACAGAUGGACCAUUCAAAGUGAGAUAUUAGAAGAAACUGAACAACACCCAAACCAACAGGCGGUCGACCGGAGGUGGUUCAGUUCUAUCUAACUCUCACUUCAAGCGGCACAUGUCCGACGCAUCCAUCAUAUAGGAGGUACCCCAAGAUCAUCAGGUAAAUCUACCGAAAAUGAGAUAUUGGAGAAAAACAAACUGGAAACAUCAGCACUGUUGAGACGGAUUUCCCAGUUUGCUUUCCUCCAACACUCACUUUCAGUGCCUGCACAACAACAGCUGAAAACAAUACUAGCAUAGCAGGGAAGUGGCGUUGGUUACGAUUCAGAAGCCAGGAGUAGGCUGUGGAACUACUGCCUUGGUUCGGGCCAGGAUUUUAUAGCUGCUCAACUGGGAAAGGGAGUCCUGGCUUUCUGUUAGGCCAGCCAGCCCUUCAUGCCCAUCGCGUGUGCUUUCGGUUUCAGAACCCCACCCUGGUGGUACAAGUAGAUAGAGUAUUUUUCUGGUAGACCUUCCCAGGACAGAACGGUGCUCUCAAAGCCUAGUUUCUCUUUUUCUCUUCCCAAAGCAUGCUCAAGGUUAAAGUGUCAAGACUCGGUUCAUCCUUACUGCAACUCAUCCUGGUCUACCAACAGUGCUCAGGAGUAUUUUGUAAUAUGAUUCCUGGUCACAGAGGCAUUUUGCUUAAUGUCUUACCAUUUUUGUCGCA
This is a messenger RNA of Triticum dicoccoides, 3491 nucleotides long. Its product is annotated as protein SODIUM POTASSIUM ROOT DEFECTIVE 2-like. The coding region runs from base 158 to 529 and encodes 123 amino acids. The transcript has 4 exons. NCBI's taxonomy places the organism in Eukaryota, Viridiplantae, Streptophyta, Magnoliopsida, Poales, Poaceae. The record is from RefSeq and is a predicted model, not a curated record.